UUAUUUUUUAAAAGUAAAAUUUCAAACCACAUGCAACAAAAAUUAAUUAGAAUGAGUGAUUUACAAAAUCUUGAUCGUGCUUUUAAGAAAAUCGAAGAAUAUCAUAAGAAUCCAUCUGACAUAGAUGACGAUCUGAAAAAUGAAUUUCUCUUGGAAUUGAGAAAGUUUGAGAACAGUAGCAAUGUGGAAGAAAAGUUUUUAGAAGCAUUAACUACCCAAGAAGACUCCGACGAUGAAGAAAUUACAGGCAAACAUGAGUCAGGGCGUGGAAGUCACAACUUCAAGCUAUUUGUAAAUUGUUUCAAGUUGUUUAGAGGUAGCAUCGAGUAUUCAUAUCGUCCCCCACCUCAAGCAAUUGCUGCUGAAAGUGUCAAGCAAAUUUCAAACAAAGAACAACCAUCCAAAGAUGACUCAGCGCAAAACAGUUCUAAGGAUGUUUCUAAGCAGAUGGAAAAGAAGUAG
Clunio marinus is the source of this 462-nucleotide messenger RNA. NCBI's taxonomy places the organism in Eukaryota, Metazoa, Arthropoda, Insecta, Diptera, Chironomidae. The record is from the annotation of a GenBank genome assembly.